Molecule: messenger RNA, 1518 nt
Organism: Branchiostoma floridae (Florida lancelet)
Lineage: Eukaryota; Metazoa; Chordata; Leptocardii; Amphioxiformes; Branchiostomatidae
Exons: 3
Biological process (GO): regulation of apoptotic process
Cellular component (GO): extracellular region
Molecular function (GO): protein binding
Source: RefSeq, a predicted model, not a curated record
AUGGCGGGUCCGGUCAAAGAAAGAGUCACAGCUGCCGACAGGCGCCAUUUUGAUUUCAUGGAAACUUUGCUCCGUAUUUCCGAUGAACUGACAGAAGAGGAAACAGCGAACUUAAAAGUCUUCUGCCUGCACCUGAUUCCUAAGGGCCACUUGGAACAGCUCAGGAGAGGAAUGGACGUUUUUGUAAAGCUGAUGGAACUAGACAAAAUUGACCAAGAGAAUCUAGAUUUUAUUAAAGAGAUCUUGGAAAGAAUCGGCAGACAGGACCUGAUUCGGGACGUUCUGCGGCGGUUCCAGCAGCCUGACCGAGAGAUUCCGGAAAAUCCCGAACUCCAGCCGCCUGGCCGAGAGAUUCCGGAAGAUUCCGAACUGCAGCCGGAAACCCCCGAACUGCAGCCGGAAACCUCCGAACUGCAGCCGGAAACCCCCGAACUGCAGCCGGAAACCUCCGAACUGCAGCCGGAAACCUCCGAACUGCUCCCCGAAACCCCUGUACUGCCGCCAGAAAACCCUGAACCCCAACCAGAAAACCCAGAACUUCAACCAGGUGAAAGCAAUUCAGAACAAGCCAAUGAAGGAACUACAACGUCCAACAUCUACGUGGUCGUGCACGGCACAGUGCGCAUGAUCCAGGAAACUCUAGAUCAUCUUAGAAACCGCCUGGCAACGUUAUGUGGCACCAGGAGGUCACAGGUCAAGUUCAGAGGUUACAAGAAGCACAAGAGCAUCCUGGUGCACUUCUCCAUGCCACGGGAGAACACGGCGGUGCUGAGGCACAUGGCGGAUCACUCCGACCCGAGACUUGUCUACAUGGGCGUCAAGUCACUGCAGAUCGACGCUGAAGUUCCCAUCAAAGUCCAACAGGAGGAGCCGUUGUACGAUGUCAGGAGGCAGUUGCCUGUCGAUGACAUCGAGGUGGGAUGCAGUACCCGGACCAGACACCAGAGGGCGCCCCAGAGCUGGACCCGCCUGUCUGCCCUGAACCUGUUCUCGGACGCCCUGCCGCUCCAUCUGCAGGCAGCCGCGAGUCUGGAGUACCAGGGCUUCUCCUACAGCCUGGUCCGGGCUCUGGUGCAGAAGGACCGGCUCAGAGAACACCAGAUGAGUCAGGCCAUCCAGAACCUCAGGAACGCAGAGGUGGAUUCCAACACGCUCCGUCAGAAGGCAGAGGUGGAUUCCAACACGAUCCGUCAGAAGGCAGAGGUGGAUUCCAACACGCUCGGUCAGAAGGCAGAGGUGGAUUCCAACACGCUCCGUCAGAAGGCAGAGAUGGAUUCCAACACGCUCCGUCAGAAGGCAGAGGUGGAUUCCAACACGCUCCGUCAGAAGGCAAAGGUGGAUUCCAACACGAUCAUGACUUUGCGCUCCAAGCUCGACAUCACAGAGAACAGGCUGAAGGAGGCUCUUGAGACGAUCUCAGUUCUUGAAGAAAAGCUGCAGCAGGCUCAAGAAUACGCAGAGAAAGCCGCCAAGCAGGUGACAUCCCACGUGACGGAAUACAGGGGAGAGAAGCCGCCU